Messenger RNA from Dermochelys coriacea (leatherback sea turtle), 1849 nucleotides. It is a transcript of the gene GPR68, whose product is annotated as G protein-coupled receptor 68. Lineage: Eukaryota; Metazoa; Chordata; Testudines; Dermochelyidae. Bases 271 to 1368 code for a protein of 365 amino acids. The transcript has a single exon. The record is from RefSeq and is a predicted model, not a curated record. Gene Ontology annotation, cellular component: membrane. Gene Ontology annotation, biological process: cellular response to pH; G protein-coupled receptor signaling pathway. Gene Ontology annotation, molecular function: G protein-coupled receptor activity.
GUAUUUAGAAUUCGGAAAUUAUGAGAUUUCUGUGGCAGAACUUGAGACAGCUCAAGGCUAAGACAAUUAAGUUUAUUGAAAAUGAUACUAUUUUUCAGUGAUAUUUCUCAUAAGAACUUUCAUAUGUUUUACUUUCAGGUCGCUAGUAUCCAAAGACAGACAGCCACCUCAGUAGGAAGACAGCGUGAAAGAAAUGAGUAACUUAUGAAAUUAAAAUGUACAUCUCCCUCUUUGGGACCCUGAUGAGAGAUGUAUAGUCACUGCUAGAAGAUGCAGGAUUUUCCACAGAAUGCGACUGCGAAUAAUUCUGCUGGCUGCAACAUUAAUCACAGCAUACACCAGACUUUAUCCCCCACUAUAUACAUAUUUGUCUUUGUAGUAGGUCUCCCAGCUAACUGCCUCUCGCUGUACUAUGGGUACCUACAAAUCAGGGCCAAAAAUGAACUGGGGAUCUAUCUGUGCAAUUUGACUAUAGCAGACCUGUUCUACAUCUUCUCUUUGCCCUUCUGGCUCCAGUACGUUUUGCAGCAUGACAACUGGACCUAUGAUGCAGAUCUGUGCAAAAUCUGUGGCAUACUCCUGUAUGAGAAUAUCUACAUCAGUGUGGGCUUCCUCUGCUGCAUCUCCAUUGACCGCUAUCUAGCAGUGGUACAUCCUUUUCGUUUCUAUCAGUUUCGGACAAUAAAGGCUGCUGUGGUGGUGAGCAUCAUAAUCUGGGGCAAAGAAAUUCUGAUGAGCUGGUUUUUCUUUAAGAAAGCUGAAAUUAGUAAGGAUGCAGAGAGUCAUACAAUAUGCUUUGAACAUUAUCCCAUCAAAAAUUGGGAGCACAACAUCAAUUACUACCGCUUCUUUGCUGGCUUCCUUUUCCCUUUCUUCCUACUGCUCUUUUCUUACUGUGGCAUUUUACGAGUUGUCUGCAAGAGCCAUGGCACUCAAAAGAAGACAAAAAUCCAAAUUAAACGUCUGGUUUCAAGCACAAUUGUCAUUUUCUUGGUUUUCUUUGGACCAUACCACAUCCUGUUGGUAAUUCGCAGCUUGUUUGAGAAAAACUGCAUAUUUGCAGAGAAAAUCUUUAACAUUUACCACUUUUCUCUCUUGUUGACUAGUUUUAACUGUGUUGCUGACCCAGUAUUGUACUGCUUUUCCAGUGAGAGCACGUACCACAAUUUUGUCAAAAUAAGAGAUUCCAGUUUAACAUGCUUAAGAUGUUUAAAGACUAAAACCAAGGUAUCCUACCAGCUGAAAACUCCAGAAACCCUCAAAAAAAGCAGCAGUGUACCAGCAGAUGAAGAGCCACAGUUAUUAAACAAACUACAUACUGUUAAUGAAAUGAAAGACUUUUCCAUCACCAGUAUAGACAGACUUUAGCACCCAUUAGAAAGGGAGACUGAUCUAAAGUUUCCAGGUCUAAGUUUGGGCCUCAGUCUUUGGUUUAUAAAUGUAUUGCAACUGCUUUACAUUCUAAAGAGCUUAAUAACUCAUCAGUACUGUAAGCAGAGCUGUGUUGAUACUCUUUCCGCAGGGGAAAUUCCUUAGUUCCCUUGAGUAACCUGGGCCUUGACAUAGGGCAGGGAAAAUAUACGCCAGGUCAGUUUGGCUUAGAUCACAUGUAUAUAUUACUGACUCAGUAUAGUGUUAGUCAUGGGGAAGCUGCUUUUCUGAUGACUGGACUGGCUGAAAUCAGAUAAUAUUAAUGGUGUGAAUUUGCCAUAAUGGUCUUUAAUUGCUGAUUGUUUGUCCAUGUAUUGACUUUAUGAAAAAGCUAUCAAACUCUGUGAUCACCUUGCUGAAAAGGUGGAGGAUGGAACAAAUUAUGUAAAAUGAAGUGAUAAACAUUUCCCAAAAGAAA